Molecule: messenger RNA, 906 nt
Organism: Gossypium arboreum
Lineage: Eukaryota; Viridiplantae; Streptophyta; Magnoliopsida; Malvales; Malvaceae
Exons: 4
Coding region: 1-906 (301 amino acids)
Biological process (GO): DNA integration
Molecular function (GO): nucleic acid binding
Source: RefSeq, a predicted model, not a curated record
AUGUUGUGGAAUGAUUCUAUAAUUGUGAUAUUCAAGCUUUACGCUAGCAAGCCUUGUGCUGGUGACUUUGAUCGGGCUUUGUGCUUAGCAGGCUUAGUACCGGUGAAUAAAUAUCAGACCUUGGGUCUAGCAGGCCUUGUGCCGGUGGGUGAUUCAGGCUUACGCCUAGCAGGUUUUAUACUGAUUUUGGUUGUAAGUUUCGAGCUCGAGGAUCGUUAUCAAAGUCAUCCACACUAUCGUCAACUUUUGGCCAAUGUGGUGGUCGAUGCACUAAGCUGUAAGGCUAUGAUUGAACUGAGAACAAUGUUUGCUUGUCUUAGCUUAUUGGACAAUGGUAGUUUGUUAGUUGAGCUCCAAGUUAAAAUAGUGUGGAUUGAGCAGAUUAAGAGUAAACAGUUGGAGGAUAAGUCUUUGGGUCUUCGAUUCUGUCAGGUCGAAAAUGGUAAUACUGUGGAUUUUGGGCUAAACGAUGAAGGGGUACUCUAUUUCCAAGGCAGAAUUUGCAUACCUAAGGAUACUGAUUUGAGAAAGACUUUACUGCGGGAGGUGCAUAGUAGCCUCUAUGGUAUGCACCCAGGUGGAAAUAAGAUGUACAGAGAUCUUCGUGAGGUUAAAGCAGAACAUCAGUUGCUUUCUAGGUUACUUCAGCCGGUUAAAAUUCUGAUGUCGAAGUGGAAAAGAGUAACUAUGGACUUUGUAAGUGGGCUACCCCUAAUGUCUUCUAAGAAAGAUUUUUUGUGGGUUAUCGUGGAUCAAUUGACCAAAACUGCCCAUUUCAUACUAGUUCGCACAGAUUAUUCGUUGCAGAAACUGGAUAAGCUGUAUGUAUCAGAGGUAGUGAGACUGCAUGGGGUACCAGUUUCUAUAAUGUCUGACAGAGAUCCUUGCUUCACGUCUCGGUUUUAG